GGUUCCAGCCCUGUUGCUCCUGGCGCUCCUGGCUCCUCCAGCCCUGUCAUUCCUGCCGCUCCUGAGGGCUCCAGCCCUGCUGCUCCUGAGGGUUCGAGCCCUGUUGCUCCUGCUGGCACCUCGACCCCCGAGCAGCCCACCGGCAUCUCCCCAGCGGAGCCUUUGGCCUCGAGUCUUACCGGCGCUGCUUCCAAGAUGCAGCCCGUGGCCGGUCUUCUCGCCGCUGUCAUGGGUCUGAUGGCCCUUCUGUAG
Aspergillus aculeatinus CBS 121060 is the source of this 252-nucleotide messenger RNA. RefSeq lists its product as uncharacterized. NCBI's taxonomy places the organism in Eukaryota, Fungi, Ascomycota, Eurotiomycetes, Eurotiales, Aspergillaceae. The record is from RefSeq and is a predicted model, not a curated record. The transcript has a single exon. The annotation marks the transcript as partial.